GGAAAAAAAAUCCUCCUCAGCUGUGACGGGCUCUUGUGUAGCGACACUAACAAACCGGUGACCGGAGCCGCUCGUUACCGUCAAAUUAAAGGAAAUGGAUUUCAGCUCGAGAGGAGAGGACGGGAGCCCGAACGGCCCGCGGUCGUAGAACGAGAUCAGAAAGGCGCGUGGUCUGCGCGGUGGCGGCGGCAGCGGCGGCGGACGCCUACGUUUUAUUUCUCUCGCGCUCCUCUCUGGACACAGUUGUGCUGAGCGCGUGCUGCUGCCGUUGGAUCGGUCAGUGGCGUCGGGCAGGAGCGGCCGUUCCUCUUUGCUCUCUCUGUGUGUGUGUGCGUGUGUGUGUGUGAUUUAAUAUAUGUAUGCAUGUGUGGUUUGCGCGUGAACCGGCAGAAUCGAAGACCGAGCAGGGCCAGCGCGAGCCAGCAAGAGAGGCAGGCAGAGGGAGAGAGGCGACCCGCGAGCGCUCAGCUAGCAACCGUACGUUUACACUGCGAGAGAUGGUCACGUCCACACCGGGGAUCCUUCUGCUGCCGAUGCUAAUAUGUCUCCAGCACUGCGUUGACGUCCACGGUACGAAGACAGAAUGUGAGGCCAGCCAGUUUCAGUGUGGGAACGGUCGCUGCAUCCCGUCCGUCUGGCAGUGUGACGGAGACGAGGACUGCACCGACGGCAGCGAUGAGAACUCCUGUGUUAAAAAGACUUGUGCAGAGGCAGACUUUGUGUGUCAGAACGGCCAGUGCGUCCCGAAGAGGUGGCACUGCGAUGGAGAGCCGGACUGUGAGGACGGGACGGACGAGAGCCUGGACAUCUGCCACAUGAGGACGUGUCGUGUGAAUGAGUUCAGCUGCGGAGCCGGCUCCACCCAGUGUAUCCCCGUCUUCUGGAAAUGUGACGGCGAGAAGGACUGUGAUAACGGCGAGGACGAGGUCAACUGUGGUAACAUCACCUGCGCUCCGAACGAGUUCACGUGCGCCAGUGGCCGCUGCAUCUCGCGGAACUUUGUGUGCAACGGCGAGGACGACUGCGGCGACGGCUCGGACGAGGUGGAGUGCGCUCCGUCCUCCUGCGGUCCCAGCGAGUUCCAGUGCGGGAACUCGUCGUGCAUCCCUGCCAGCUGGGUGUGUGACGACGACGUUGACUGCCAGGAUCAGUCAGAUGAGUCUCCGUCUCGUUGCGGCCGUCACCCGACGCCGCCGGCGAAGUGUUCGUCCAGCGAGAUGCAGUGCCGCUCAGGAGAGUGCAUUCACAAGAAGUGGAGGUGUGACGGAGACCCCGACUGCAAGGACGGCAGCGACGAAGCCAACUGUCCUGUGCGCACCUGUGGACCAGAUCAGUUUAAAUGCGAUGAUGGAAACUGCAUCGUUGGCAGCAAGCAGUGUAACGGCAUCAGAGACUGCAGCGACGGAUCGGACGAAGUCAACUGCAAAAACAUGACUCAGUGUAACGGGCCAGAGAAGUUCAAGUGUCGCAGCGGGGAGUGUAUCGAGAUGAGCAAAGUGUGCAACAAGGCCCGAGACUGUCCCGACUGGAGCGAUGAACCCAUCAAGGAAUGCAAUCUAAACGAGUGUCUCCUGAACAACGGCGGCUGCUCACACAUCUGCAAAGACAUGGUGAUCGGCUUCGAGUGCGACUGCACGCCUGGACUGCAGCUCAUCGACCACAAGACCUGCGGAGACAUCAAUGAGUGUCUGAACCCCGGCAUCUGCAGUCAGAUCUGCAUCAACCUGAAGGGAGGGUACAAGUGCGAAUGCCACAACGGCUACCAGAUGGAUCCGACCACCGGAGUCUGCAAGGCUGUCGGUAAGGAGCCCUGCCUGAUCUUUACCAACCGUCGAGACAUCCGUCGUCUGGGUCUGGAGAGGAAGGAGUACACUCAGAUUGUGGAGCAGCAGAGGAACACGGUGGCUCUGGACGCAGACUUUGACCAGCAGAUGAUCUUCUGGGCCGACCUGGGCCAGAAGGCCGUGUAUAGCACCGUGUUGGACAAACGAGGGGACAUCGGCGCCCACAGCAAAGUGAUCGACAACGUCCAGACUCCAGUGGGAAUCGCCGUGGACUGGAUCUAUAAGAACCUGUACUUUUCCGACCUGAGCACCAAAACCAUCUCCGUGGCCAACUUCAACGGAACCAAACAGAAAGUUCUGCUCAACAGAGGCCUGAAAGAACCGGCCUCCAUCGCUGUGGAUCCUCUGUCUGGGUUUCUGUACUGGUCUGACUGGGGCGAACCUGCCAAGAUCGAGAAAUCUGGUAUGAACGGAGUGAACAGACAGGUUCUGGUGGCGACGGACAUCCAGUGGCCGAAUGGAAUCACUCUGGAUCUGAUCAAAGGCAGGUUGUACUGGGUCGAUUCAAAGCUGCACAUGCUCUGUAGCGUCGACCUGAACGGAGACAACAGGAAGAAAGUGCUGCAGUCCUCAGACUACCUGGCUCAUCCCUUCGCUCUCACUGUGUUUGAGGAUCGAGUCUUCUGGACAGACGGUGAAAACAAAGCCAUCUACGGCGCGAACAAGUUCACCGGCUCGGACGUGGUGACGCUCGCCAGCAACCUGAACGACCCCCAAGACAUCAUAGUCUAUCACGAGCUGAUCCAGCUGUCGGGUACUAACUGGUGCACAGAAAAAGGUGAAAAUGGAGGCUGCAGCUACAUGUGUCUGCCCGCACCGCAAAUCAACAAACACUCCCCCAAAUACACCUGUGUGUGUCCAGAGGGACAGGAGCUGGCCGCCGACGGUUUACGCUGCAGACCUGACCCCUCUACCAAAGGUCCCUCAAAGGAUGAUGGGAAAGCUCUAAUACAGCCGCCCCCAGAAGCGAACGUGAGCACGUCGAUCCAGGUGAACUCCACAGCCCGAGGAUCAGCUGCUGCCUGGGCCAUACUACCUGUCUUGCUGCUGGCGAUGGCGGUGGCGGGCGGCUACCUGAUGUGGAGAAACUGGCAGCUGAAGAACCAGAAGAGCAUGAACUUCGACAACCCCGUCUACCUGAAGACCACAGAAGAAGACCUCAACAUUGACAUCACCCGGCACAGCGCCAACGUGGGACACACCUACCCGGCGAUUUCGAUAGUGAGCACAGAUGAUGAUUUGUCCUGAUCAUCUUCAGGUUGUUUUUUCUUCUUCUUCUUCUGUUUUUUUUUUGUUUUUUUUUUUUACGGCAGCCCGUAGCGCUACGGCAUGUUGUCCGUAGCAGCAGCAGCCCUUACAGUACGACCACAUGCCUUCUGAAGUGCAUUAAUGUCAUUAUCUGUGGUGAAGAAGACCGAAGGAAAUGUUAUUUAUUAUGUGAAUACUACGAUGAAUUAUGUGUCAUAACUGUUUUCACUCAACGCGUCCAAAGUGUUAUGGAUUUUUCUUUUUUAUAUUCUUUUUGGUCUUUAUUUCCGGGCCUCCGACUUCCAACUUCCUGUCUAUUUUUGCCCUCCCCCUCCACACACGCAUUCAUAAAAGAGUCCGACACCAUCAACGGAGUGAAUUAUUUUCCGGUUGCCUCUUAACGGGGCUGGGAAAACCCGACAAGAGGACAGAUCAACUCUGCUGGACAGGAUUUGAAACUGAAGAUCUGAGCUUGACGUGUGUUUUAAAGAUGGCGGGGGAGACCCUGGCGGGGGUCAGGGGUCGUUUAGGAAUGAGGCAUUCAUUGGGGAGGGGUGAAGCUUGGUCCAAACUUAAUUUCAUUCUCGCCUCCUCUGAUCCACAAGGUCAGAAGUGUGAAUAUUUAUCAUAAUUUGAGCAGUAAAAUCAAAAUAAUGUAAGUUUCCUCCAUUUUGUUCAUUUCUAUGUUUAUUUUUAUGUUUCCUUUCCUACGGUACGUCCCGGAGCUCAUUCUUACAGGCAGUAAGUCAGUAAUUAUCAUCAUUAUUAUUAUUAAUUAUUAUUAGUAUUAUUAAUGUAGAAGCUGUGUAAGGAUCACCAUGGUUGCAGCAUUUGUAAACACUGUACAUAUUUCCCUCAGAGACAUGACCGUCAAUCAGGACUCUCUUCAAUGCACUUUGAUCAAAUGUUCCUUGUGUAAAUAAGAUUGUAUACAUUUGACUUGAAAUCAAUUUUUUGCUAUGGUUGGGCAUCGUACCAGGGGUUAGAGAUCAGAUGUAUUUAACAACAAAGAAAAAGCUGAAAAAAAAAGAGGAAAAAAAACAAACACAACUGAAUUUGGGUAAAAAAAACAAAACAACUAUUUUGUAUGUUUGUGUGCUGUUGCUGUGAACUUUUUCUAGCCUUGUACAGUGAUGGGGAACACUAUUAAAACUUAAGAGCUCUGUAUCUGUGAAGAAACCGAUUUGAGAAUCACUUCAGAAUUAAAACCUAAUCCACAACGUUGUUCAAAAA
Lates calcarifer (barramundi perch) is the source of this 4325-nucleotide messenger RNA. It is a transcript of the gene vldlr, whose product is annotated as very low density lipoprotein receptor. Lineage: Eukaryota; Metazoa; Chordata; Actinopteri; Centropomidae. The record is from RefSeq and is a predicted model, not a curated record. The coding region runs from base 360 to 3092 and encodes 910 amino acids. The transcript is spliced from 20 exons. Gene Ontology annotation, molecular function: calcium ion binding; protein binding.